ACGACGCUCAUGGUGCGCAACAUCCCCAACAAGUACACGCAGAAGGCCGUCCUCGAGGAGCUCGACGUCAAGUUCGCCAACACCUACGACUUCUUCUACCUGCCCAUCGACUUCAAGAACAAGUGCAACGUGGGCUACGCGUUCAUCAACCUCGUCGUCUCCAAGGACGCGCUCCGGCUCUUCAAGGAGUUCAACGGCCGCCGCUGGACCUGCUUCCGCUCGGGCAAGGUCUGCGCCAUCACCUACGCGCGCAUCCAGGGCAAGCAGGCCAUGAUCCAGCGCUUCCAGAACUCGUCCCUGCUCAACGAGUCGCUCGACGUCCAGCCGCGGCUCUUC
Messenger RNA from Aureococcus anophagefferens, 336 nucleotides. RefSeq lists its product as hypothetical. Gene Ontology annotation, molecular function: RNA binding. The annotation marks the transcript as partial. Lineage: Eukaryota; Pelagophyceae; Pelagomonadales; Pelagomonadaceae. The transcript has a single exon. The record is from RefSeq and is a predicted model, not a curated record.